AUGGCUCACGACUUCGAGCUCUACUCCAACCCUCAAGAGCAGCAUCUAGAGUUUCACCACAACCAACCUUAUGUGCCUGCCUCAACAUAUGCCAUGGAGCACGCCUUCAGCGCUCCCUUUGACCCAAUGGCUACUCUUGCAGACCUCCAACGGCCACAAGAUCUGCAAUACCACUACGAUGCCAUCGCACAAGGUGUCAAGCCAUAUCAGUAUCAAACCCCAGCAGGCUCUCCACAUUCCACUUCACAUUCUUUCCACGAAAUCCCCCCUGUUCUUUCGGCAUCUUCCGAAUCUGGCGCUUCAGUGUCGUCUUCUGCAAUGGGCUCCCCAUCACUUGUUCCGCAAUUUAACGAGUCCUGGCACACACUGGGACUCGGUGUCUCUUCUGGCUAUGACUACUCAGGGAUGGUAGCGGCUGAUAAGUCGUAUGUGGAUCCUAAUCUCAUUCAGCCCUUCCCAUUCGCACCUCAGAGCCCAUACCCUGAGAUUAGGGCUACUCCAUCUCCCUACUUCCCCAUUGUCGAGCAGCCGCCUUCCCCAGCUCUCUCUCAACUCUCAUCGCGCACCCAGAGUCCCGGUUCGGCACACAUUAAAGGGGGUAGCGCUAGCCCAUACCUACACACUCAACGAUAUCAGCCUUACCCUCAACCUGGCGGACAACGGCGAGGCUCCGUCGUCUCUGUCCAAUCACAAAACUCAGGCACCAGCCGCAAGAGCGGAAGCAGCUAUGACAAGGAUGAGACCCGCGAAAAGGGCAUGUGCCCACUGCCCGAGUGUGGACGCGUCUUCAAAGACCUGAAGGCGCACAUGCUCACACACCGUGCUGAACGACCAGAGAAAUGCCCUAUCGCGACCUGCGAAUACUACUCGAAGGGUUUCGCAAGGAAGUAUGAUAAGAAUCGCCACACACUCACACACUACAAGGGUACCAUGGUCUGCGGCUUCUGUCCAGGUAGCGGUUCAGCGGCUGAGAAGUCGUUCAACCGCGCUGAUGUCUUCAAGAGGCAUCUUACAUCUGUUCACGGUGUCGAGCAGAACCCUCCCAACAGCCGCAAGAAGAGCCCAUCUGGCCGCAAGGCUUUCGGUGGCUCGCAGCCCAGUGUUGCUGGUACUUGCUCCACUUGCUCGGUCACCUUUGCCAACGCGCAAGAGUUCUACGAACACUUGGACGACUGUGUGCUCCGCGUCGUUCAGCAAACCGAUCCCAGCGAGGCCAUCAACCAACGCCUGCUCACAUCGGUUGCAGAGGACCCAGAUGUCACCGAGACACUUGACCGCAAUGGUCUGUCUAAGAGCAUCGAGUACACUGUCCCCAGCUACGACGAAGACGAAGAGGAUGACUUCGAGGAAGAUGAGGUCGACAAUGACGACCACGAGGAUGCCACUUACGGCUCUCGUCGCGCUCGCUCCGGCAAGGGCGCAAUCAAGUCCUCCAAACAACAUUGA
Alternaria arbusti is the source of this 1446-nucleotide messenger RNA. RefSeq lists its product as uncharacterized. Gene Ontology annotation, cellular component: nucleus. NCBI's taxonomy places the organism in Eukaryota, Fungi, Ascomycota, Dothideomycetes, Pleosporales, Pleosporaceae. Gene Ontology annotation, biological process: regulation of transcription by RNA polymerase II. The coding region runs from base 1 to 1446 and encodes 481 amino acids. The transcript has 2 exons. The record is from RefSeq and is a predicted model, not a curated record.